Messenger RNA from Stomoxys calcitrans (stable fly), 2157 nucleotides. RefSeq names its product FMRFamide neuropeptides (gene FMRFa). The record is from RefSeq and is a predicted model, not a curated record. The coding region runs from base 276 to 1733 and encodes 485 amino acids. The transcript is spliced from 2 exons. Lineage: Eukaryota; Metazoa; Arthropoda; Insecta; Diptera; Muscidae. Gene Ontology annotation, biological process: neuropeptide signaling pathway.
UUUAUCACAGUCAACAAGUGUCGGCAUUUCCCGGACAUUGAUUUUCCGGAUCUGUUUUAUUUGAAUUAUCGCUGUAACGGAUUUUCUCAAUUUUCUAGUGGUUCUUUAGUUCACCAGUUUCUCUGCCUUUUUGUGGUAUCCUAUAAAUAAUUCAAGUGUGUGUGUUAAAAAUAUCGGGGUCGACUUGAAAAAGAGACAAAAAAACAUUUUUUGUAAAAUAAUUUUUGAGUAUUUCCAUAAAUACUCCUUAUAACAGUAAAUUAGAAUUCAACGCCAUGACAUCGAUUCUCAUACUUCUAUUGGCUAUACAAUUUUGCCACAUAACUACACUGGCUAAUCCUGUGGAGACAAUACCACCAUAUGACGACAAUCCUUUACACACCGACUUCUCAGCAAAUGCUUUCAGUGAAUUUUCAAAUGUAGAAGAAAACAACUCCAAUGAUGGAGAUGACAUUGCAGCCCUUAUUAACGGGGCUCAAGACAAUGAUGACAAUACACCUAUGAUACAGUCUACAGAGGAUGAAACAGAAUUGCAAUUCCCUAGACCCAUACAAUGGGUUGGUGUGAAUAAUUUGCGAAAUGCGGUUAUUUUGAGGUUUACCAAUCCCAAUACCAACAAAUAUAACAAGCCGGAUCCAGAGGAAAUCAAGAGAUUAAGAUCGUUACAGGAGAACGCCAUGCGCUGGGGCAAAAGAUCGUACGAAAAUUAUCCUAUAUCCAGAAAUGGUUAUGGCGAUAAGAAUUCUUUGGCACGUAUGGACUUUCAUAGCCAUCAAGUGGUGCGAGAUUCCAGAGGUGAUAAUUUCAUGCGUUUUGGUCGUUCGGUUGGCGGCAGCAAUGGUGGUGAUGAUAAUUUUAUGCGCUUUGGUCGUUCAACUGAUGGAGGAAACGGCAAUGACUUUAUGCGUUUCGGGCGAGCUGGACAUCAGGACUUUAUGCGUUUUGGACGAGGCGGGAGUCAGGAUAAUUUUAUGCGAUUUGGCCGAGCUGCACCCGGGCAAGACUUUAUGCGAUUUGGUAGAGCUGCAGCGGGACAAGAUUUCAUGAGAUUUGGUAGAGCAGCAGCGGGACAAGAUUUCAUGAGAUUCGGCCGAGCAGCACCGGGACAAGAUUUCAUGAGAUUUGGCAGAGCAACAGCAGGACAAGAUUUUAUGAGGUUUGGCCGAGCCCCCUCUGCCCAGGACUUUAUGCGUUUCGGUCGUUCUCCCUCACCUCAAGACUUCAUGCGCUUUGGCCGAGCUUCCGCAGGUCAAGAUUUUAUGAGAUUCGGCCGAACCCCCUCAGCCCAAGAUUUUAUGAGAUUCGGCCGAGGUUCCUCUGCGCAGGAUUUUAUGCGUUUCGGUCGUAGUUCUGCGCAAGAUAAUCAGAAAAAUAAUUUUGUUCGCUACAGUAGACCCGAUAACUUUAUGCGCUUUGGCCGAACACCUGCCCAGCAUUCUGAUUUCAUGCGUUUUGGUAAAAGUGGCCAGAAAACAGAAAAUAAAACCUCCAGUCAGCAGAUGGGUAAAAGUGAAUUGAAGCAGGCGGUUAAACUGAUACACGAAGCCAACAAAAAUGCCGAUAAUGAAAAUCCUGUCGAUAAAGCCAUCAAAGUGUUAUUCGAUAAACACGAACAACAGCACGAUCAACAUCUCGAUAACGAUGAUGAGCCCUCGGCCGACUCUACACAACACGAGGAGCCUUCAGACGAACAAAACGCAGAGUUGGAUUAUUUUUUUAAAAUGUCAAAUUAAUAGGAUCUUGAAACAACGGGCUAACGUCAAUGGAUUUUAAAUGGCAAAAAAGAAACCAGGACUAGGGAAUCUAUGUAAAUAGUAAAGCAUAUUUUAUAUACUAAUAUUCAUAUACAACACACAAUACUUAAGAGACAUAAAGUAGUGAACUUCAUAUUAAGUUUUUAGAGCAAACUUUAUACAGUAUUACCGUAAUGUAGAUGACAAAUCCCAAAAUGAGUGAAUUUUUUUCAACAGGGCUGGAUAGAAAAAUUCACUUUUAUGUAACAAAAACUAUUGAAAACAAAAACUAGUUUUAACAGACAUGUUUAACAUUGUAUUCUUCAUAUGAUUAACCAGAAAAGAAAAACCAAAGAUAUUUAUUGAAAGUUUGAAGAAGAAGAAAAAAACGAAAAUGAAUAAUAAAAACACAAUUUAAGUUGAU